Molecule: messenger RNA, 963 nt
Organism: Acanthamoeba castellanii str. Neff
Lineage: Eukaryota; Discosea; Longamoebia; Acanthamoebidae
Product: Ser/Thr phosphatase family superfamily protein
Exons: 1
Coding region: 1-963 (320 amino acids)
Biological process (GO): lipid A biosynthetic process
Molecular function (GO): UDP-2,3-diacylglucosamine hydrolase activity
Source: RefSeq, a predicted model, not a curated record
AUGACCUCUUCGUUCUUUCCAGACAACUUGCAAGUGCGCAGUUUUGAGGUGGGGGUGCUCCACUUGCACCCCUCUCUGCAUGGACUGAAGAUAGCGCAGCUCACCGACAUCCAUUUCAACGAUCACCGACUCUUCGUGAAGGGUGCCUCUGACGCCGUGUUGCGGGCGGCCGUGGAGGCCGUUGAGCGCGAGUCGGUCGACCUGGUCACGCUGACGGGCGACUACGUGGACCUCUGGCCCGAAGCGGUCACAGUGCUGGCCGACCGAUGGCUCUCCAAACUCACUUCCAAGUAUGGGACCGUGGCCAUCCUCGGCAACCACGACUACCAGAGGCCCCAUUCUCAGCGCACGGUGCUGGAAGCCUUCCAGAGCGUGGGCAUUCGCACGCUCGUCAACCAGCGGGCCGAGCCGGUCAACGAGUGGCUCGAAGUGAUGGGCGUCGGCGACUUCUGGAAGGACUACCACCCGGAGCAGAUCAUGUGUCCUCUCUCUGACCCCUCGACAACGGACAAGAAGGAUGACGACCAGGAGGAGGAGGAGGAGGAGGAGAAGGAUGGUGAGGCCGAGGUCGAGGCCAAGUCAGCCGAGGAGGAAGCGGGAGUGUACCGCCGGACCCGGUUGGUCCUGACCCACAACCCCGACAGCUCGUUGCAUCUCAACCAGUGGGGCGCCGACCUCAUGUUGGCGGGACACACCCACGGAGGUCAUCUCCGCAGGGCGUGGAACAGCAUCAUGCCUCGACGCAAGAACAACCCCGAUGUUGUGCCGAAGUGCCAGUUGGGCUACGACUGGGUCCACGUGCCAAGGAUCGGGGACGUGGCCGAUUACGAGCGACCGGCCAUCCCGCUCUACGUGUGCCGAGGACUCGAUUACGUCCCCAUGUCCCCGGCUGAAGUUGCCAUCUUCACUCUCGUGCCUGGAGAGCAGGGCGAACAAGUCGUGCGAGAGGUGCCUCCCUCAUGA